UCCGCCAUUUUGUAGAGGUAUAAGAUAACACGGCGAAGCUGAUCUGGCGCUGCUCUGAUUCUGUAGUUCUGUGUUGUGCAAUGGACGGCCGUCUAGAGACUGAUUUGUAUCCUAUGGGAUCCGGUUACGCUGCUGAAAUAGACAGUGUCCACGAUAUUACAGUUGGUACAAAGCGGGGAUCUGACGAACUUUUUUCCUCUUGCGUCCCUAACGGACCCUAUAUCAUGAGCAAUUCGGCUGCAGCAGCCAAUGGCAACGACAGUAAGAAGUUUAAAGGAGACCACAGAAGUCCUGGGGUUCCCUCGCGUGUGAUUCACGUGCGCAAACUUCCCAACGAUGUCAAUGAAGCUGAGGUCAUUUCACUGGGGCUGCCCUUCGGUAAAGUCACCAACCUGCUCAUGCUUAAAGGAAAGAACCAGGCUUUCCUAGAAAUGAACACGGAGGAAGCAGCACAAACGAUGGUCAGCUACUACUCUUCAGUGACCCCUGUCCUGAGGAAUCACCCCAUCUUCAUCCAGUACUCCAACCACAAGGAACUCAAGACAGACAAUUCUCCUAAUCAGGCAAGAGCACAAGCAGCCCUGCAGGCUGUGAACGCUGUCCAGACGGGGAAUGUAGCGAUGCAAGGCACUGUGGACACUGCUGGACUGGGCAGUCAGAGCCCCGUCCUGCGCAUCAUUGUAGAGAACCUCUUCUACCCUGUAACGCUGGAUGUCCUGCACCAGAUUUUCUCCAAGUUUGGCACAGUAUUGAAGAUAAUCACAUUUACCAAAAACAACCAGUUUCAGGCUCUCCUUCAAUAUGCAGAUCCCUUGGCGGCUCAGCAUGCUAAACUGUCUUUGGAUGGACAGAACAUCUACAAUGCUUGCUGCACUCUGCGCAUUGACUUCUCCAAGCUGACCAGUCUGAAUGUGAAGUACAAUAACGACAAGAGCCGUGACUACACCCGGCCUGACCUCCCGACUGGGGACAGCCAUCCCUCCAUCGACCAUCAGAGCAUGGCUGCCGCCUUUGGUAAGGAAGCCUGUUUCAGACUAGCACAUGCUUCUCCCCGCUGGCCUGAUGUUGGCUGCUUCUUUCCUGCAGGUGCUCCUGGUCUAAUCUCAGCCUCCCCCUAUGGAGCUGCUGGGUUUCCAUCUGCCUUUGCCAUUCAACAGGCUGCAGGCAUGUCGAUGCAGGGUGUUCCCGGGGCGCUGGCCUCUCUGGGUAUCCCUGGUGCUGCUGCUGCUGCUGCUGCUGCUGCUGCUGCUGCAGGAAGGAUGGGCUUCCCCGGCCUCGCCUCAGGUCACUCGGUCCUGCUGGUCAGCAAUCUGAACCCUGAGGUUAGUAGUGUUCCCUCAUUGCACUGGAAUGUAAGGGUGGCAGGGCAAAGCAAUAUGCUUCACUCAAAUUACAUUGCUAUUAUUCCUUGUACUCAUGUUUUUAAUUUCAUUAAUGCAAAAGCUCUGAGGAAGGUGGGGUUUUGCUGCUGGAGAUAGCAGUUCAGUAAUCGCACCUAGAGAUCAGAGGAAAGAUAUCUGUCUAUGUGCAAUGCUUUUUAUAGCAGCUGUUAGUUUAUACUAGAUCUUUCUAUGGGUGUAUGUCUUCCAUAUUUGAGACUGGUAGUCCUGAAUAUCUCUGUAUGGUGCUCACUUGGCUGUAGAAUUCUACUUGGCUUCGUGGAAUGGUAGACUAACAUUUUUAGUUUGUAUUUCUGCAACCAAACAUCUAAUUGCUAUGAAGCCAAGAAUGUGAACUUGCAAGUGGGCCGUGUUUUAAACCCAACUUUUUUUUUCAAUAUAAUUAAAUGCAACUGUAAUAGGAAUCUGAUCCACAUAGUAUGAAACUGCUGCAUUGCAAAAGGCCCUGGCCUUCAUCUUCUAUUGAAGAGCCAGUAAUGUUGGGGCCAGCCUCUUGUGGAAAUCCAGUCCACACUGACAACUCUUGCAAGCAUUUUUCCCUUCAGUGUAUUUGACCAGUUCAUGUGUUUUCCUUCACUAAAGCUUCCUAAAGGGGUUUCCCCUCUUGUGUUUCUUUGCCACCUAAAUGUCAAAUCAUUCAUUUAAUAUUCUCCAAGUUCACUUUUUUUUUGGAAUUCUUUUACAAAAAAAAACAACUUUUGCCCAACUUUUAAUUUGAAAGUGGUUCAGGGGAUCAAAUCGCACAGAAUCCCAUUGGCAGUAUUUGGCAAUAGGCACCUCUGAUGGCUGGCUGUUUUUAUAUUCAAUAACUUCCAUGUCUGACCUGGCCUGCCCUGUUUAUUUAUUUUUUUUAACUUUACUGCAUUUUAGAUGUAUUCUUAAAACCUGAAGCCAUGCUAGAAUGUCCUUGACAUCUUUAAUAGAGCAUAAUAUCUUAUUUUAGACUUCAUUGUAAUUGCUGCAUCCAGUGAUUUUUAGUGUGGCUGUGCUUCCUACAUACUCUACAGCUGCUUCUGGUCUGGAUACAUUUUAAUAACUUCUAGC
Polyodon spathula (Mississippi paddlefish) is the source of this 2444-nucleotide messenger RNA. Its product is annotated as polypyrimidine tract-binding protein 1-like. Gene Ontology annotation, biological process: regulation of cell differentiation; mRNA processing; regulation of RNA splicing. The transcript has 11 exons. NCBI's taxonomy places the organism in Eukaryota, Metazoa, Chordata, Actinopteri, Acipenseriformes, Polyodontidae. The coding region runs from base 81 to 1478 and encodes 465 amino acids. Gene Ontology annotation, cellular component: nucleus. The record is from RefSeq and is a predicted model, not a curated record. Gene Ontology annotation, molecular function: mRNA binding.